GCCUGAAGGUGUUGAUAAAGGGGUUCCAUUUUAAUUUUAAUUAAUCAUAUUCAAAGCAAAUGGGGUCAAAGAAGCCUUUCUUUGUGGCUCUUCUGGUGCAUGCUCUUUCUUCUGGCAUGAUCUUAUUGUCCAAGGCUGUAUUCAAUAUGGGUAUGAGCAUAUCUGUGUUCGUCUUCUACAGACAAGUUGCUGGAACAAUUUUCAUGCUCCCUUUCGCCAUGAUUUUCGAAGGGAAAAACGCGAAGCCACUUUCAAUAGUGACUUUCUGCAAGAUUUUCAUGCUUGCUUUGCUGGGGAUCACCUUAACUUUGAAUAUUUACGGAGUAGCUCUGAUUUACACAUCUGCAAGUCUUGGUGCUGCCACCAUUAAUUGCAUUCCCGUCAUAACAUUUGCCUUUGCAGUUUUACUCAGGAUGGAGAAGGUGAGAGUGAAGAGCGUCCCUGGCAUUGCAAAAGUUGGUGGUAUAGUGGUGUGCAUGGCUGGGGUUGUCACUCUUUCUUUUUACAAAGGUCCCGUUUUGAAACCUCCUUUCCAUCUUCAUUCUUUCCCUCUCCAACAUGAUGGGCAUCACCAUGGCCAUGCUUCUUCUCCCUCAAAAUGGAUACUUGGAUGUUUCCUCUUGCUGGUCACUUGCAUAUGUUGGGCCCUAUGGCUUGUACUUCAGGCUAAAAUUUUGCGAAGCUACCCUUCCAAGCUUACAUUCACGAGCAUUCAGUGUUUGUCGAGUGCUGUCCAGUCAUUUCUUGUCGCUAUUGCCUUGGAAAGAGAUCCUCGCCAGUGGAAGCUGGGAUGGAAUUUUAGACUGCUCGCAGUUGUUUAUUGUGGGAUUUUCGUGACGGGUGUUGCGUACUACUUGCAAGCGUGGGUGAUAUCAAAGAAAGGGCCAGUUUUUCAUGCAGUGAUGACGCCAUCGAAUCUGGUGAUGACAAUUCUUGGCUCAGUGUUCCUCUUAGGCGAGACCAUUAACCUAGGAAGUGUUGUGGGGGCAAUCAUGUUAGUGAUAAGCCUUUACAGUGUUUUAUGGGGAAAGAACAAAGAACAGAACAUUGAAAACGAGAGUUGUUUGCCUGUUCAAGAUCAAACACAGGUAAAUUAAGGAAACAGCAGUUAGUAGCAGCAACCCUCGGCCAUCGUUAU
This is a messenger RNA of Hibiscus syriacus, 1138 nucleotides long. RefSeq names its product WAT1-related protein At5g64700-like. Gene Ontology annotation, molecular function: transmembrane transporter activity. The record is from RefSeq and is a predicted model, not a curated record. Gene Ontology annotation, cellular component: plasma membrane. The transcript is spliced from 7 exons. The coding region runs from base 60 to 1097 and encodes 345 amino acids. Lineage: Eukaryota; Viridiplantae; Streptophyta; Magnoliopsida; Malvales; Malvaceae.